Leptosomus discolor (cuckoo roller) is the source of this 1461-nucleotide messenger RNA. NCBI's taxonomy places the organism in Eukaryota, Metazoa, Chordata, Aves, Leptosomiformes, Leptosomidae. The record is from RefSeq and is a predicted model, not a curated record.
AUGAACCCCCCCUUUCACUUCCAGCCCCGUCGCGUUGGAGUGGUCUGGCAUCGCUUCAGUGCCAUCGACGUGGAGCAGGUGGCCUGGGAGGUGGAUGUGGCCACUCUCCAGGAGCACAUCACUGGCAUCACCUUCUGCAACCUGGAUGAGGAGUGGUGCCUCCGCUGUGGGCAGCUGGCGGACCCUGUCCUGUUGAAGGUGCUCAGGAUGGCCCAGCUGAGCAUCGAGUACCUGCUUCAUUGCCAAGAGAGCCUGGGGACCAGCCUGGCCGUGCACACCCAGCACCUGCAAGCUGCCCAUAUCCUGCUGGCUCACGCCCAGCAGCAGGCAGAAGAGCAGACGGUGCAGCUCCGGGGGGUGAAGGAGGAGAGCAGGAGGUAGAAGCAGCUCAUUGCCACACACCAACUCCUCCAGCAAGCUGGCCCCAACACCUACUGCAAGUGCCACCUCUGUGAUAAAGCCUUCAUGAACAACUCUUUCUUGCAAGACCACAUGCAGCGCCGGCAUGCAGAGGCCACUGAGGAGGGUGAGUAGAAGAUGAAGCAGAUGAGGCAAAUGGAGGAUGAGGUGGAGGAGCUGAAGGCGAAACUGCAGGAGACACAGCAGCAGCUGGAAGCAGAGAGGGAAGCAGAGAAGCUGCAAAGGGAGCAGGAGGGCAGGAGACAUUUGGAAAGGUGGAAAGAGGAGAGGACAAAGCUGCACGAAGAGAUAGAUGGCCUGAGGCAGCUCUUCCUCACAGUGUUCAAGGACAUGGCCAGCAGGAGCAGUGCCAUGGAGGGAAAACUGCAGGAGCUUCAGGCCAGAGAGGCGGCAGAGUCCCACCUGGGGACUCUGCAGGACGAUGACACCAAGGAGGCAUGGCGGUGGGCACCAAGCUGGGUGGAGCUGCGGGGUGAGCGGGAGAGGAUGGCGGUGAAGGCUCUUUUAUUCCUUGCAGUGACCCAGGAGGUGACUAAAGUGGUGGGUGAUGAAGAGUCAUCAGACAGGGAGAAGGCCACCCCGAGUGGGAAGCAGAAGCUGCUGGAAGCCCUGAGGAGAAACCCAAACCUCCUGAAGCAGUUUCGCCCCAUUCUGGGGGAAGUGCUGGAGGAAAAGCUGGAGAACGUGGGGGUCAAGAGGGUUGUGAAGGGAAUCUCCACUCGGACCUACAAAAGCCUCCAGGCUCUUGUCAGGUAUCAGCAGCAACAGAAGGCUGAGAAAUUUCCCAGUCUGCUCCACCUGAGGGACGAAGGCCGCUCCGCCCACAGCCUCUCCCCCGAGGUCUCUGUGGAGCACCCUGCAGACCUCCAAAGCCAGCAGCCCCCACCAAGGACUUGUCCCACGCCAGAGUUUUCAGGUGACAGCAGUGACCUGGAGACCUCCUCGCUGGAGGACCUGGCCGGGCCACCACUGGUGCUCGGGGGACCACCUCGGUCCCCAGGGCCCUGGGGAGCCGGGCUGCCAGGGGACACGUGGUGGUGA